AUGAAAGUCCACCAUCAUCAUCCAUCAUCUGUGCUGCUGUUACAGUCGGACAUGCUGAAGCCGGGCGAGCCGAGCGGUUCUGCUUUCCUCAAAGUGGACCCGACCUACAUCCAGCACUGGCAGCAGCUCUUCCCGCAGAAUAGCGCACUGAAAGCCGCUUCUCUGCCGCCUCCGGUGCCGCUGGAGAACCUCCGCCUGCAGAGACCCAGCCUGAUCUCGAGCUCCAGCUCCUCCACCGCGUCUCCCGCGGGUCAGAUCGCGCUGUUCGGACAGACUCUGAGCUCCGACACCGGCGGCGGAUCUUCUCAAGCCAAAGAACUUUGCUUGUCGUCCAACUUUAAGAAUGAUAAAGGAUCGCGGCUGAAGCUGAGCUCCGAGGAGCUGGACUAUUAUCUCUACGGACAGCAGAGGAUGGAGAUCAUCCCGCUCAACAACCACAACGGAGAGCUCAACAACCGUUGUGACAUGUGUGCGGACAACCGUAACGGCGAGUGUCCCAUGCACGGACCCCUGCACUCGCUGCGGAGGCUGGUGGGGACCAGCAGCUCCUCGGGGGCCGUUCCUCCUCCAGAGGUCCCGGACUGGCUGAGGGAUCUGCCCCGUGAGGUGUGUCUGUGCACCAGCACCGUCCCGGGUCUGGGAUACGGCAUCUGUGCAGCCCAGCGCAUCCCACAGGGCACCUGGAUCGGGCCCUUCCAGGGAGUCCCGCUGCCGCUGGAGAAGGUGCAGUCGGGUUCCGUGCGAAACACAAGACACUUAUGGGAGAUUUACGAUCAGGAGGGAACCUUACAGCACUUUAUUGACGGGAACGAGCCCAGUAAGUCGAGCUGGAUGAGGUACAUCCGCUGCGCCAGACACUGUGGAGAGCAGAACAUGAUGGUGGUGCAGUACAGGUCGUGUAUCUUCUACCGGGCGUGUGCAGAUAUCCCUCGAGGAACGGAGCUCCUGGUUUGGUACAACGACAGCUACACGUCUUUCUUCGGGAUCCCGCUGCAGUGCGUCGCACAAGAUGAAAACUUCGGCUAUUUCAGUGUUUAUGUGCACAGCAUGCUGUGUGAUGAUGAAUGUGGAAUGUGGUUCAGCCUUUCUGAACAUAAAGUGUCUUUGAAAGCGUCUGAAGACGUUGGUUCCUCAUCCAAGAUCUGA
This is a messenger RNA of Sinocyclocheilus anshuiensis, 1146 nucleotides long. Its product is annotated as putative histone-lysine N-methyltransferase PRDM6. The record is from RefSeq and is a predicted model, not a curated record. NCBI's taxonomy places the organism in Eukaryota, Metazoa, Chordata, Actinopteri, Cypriniformes, Cyprinidae. The transcript has 5 exons. Gene Ontology annotation, molecular function: protein binding; histone methyltransferase activity. Gene Ontology annotation, cellular component: nucleus. Gene Ontology annotation, biological process: regulation of gene expression. The coding region runs from base 1 to 1146 and encodes 381 amino acids.